This is a messenger RNA of Chilo suppressalis (striped riceborer), 9025 nucleotides long. NCBI's taxonomy places the organism in Eukaryota, Metazoa, Arthropoda, Insecta, Lepidoptera, Crambidae. The record is from the annotation of a GenBank genome assembly.
UAUUCACGUGUUCUGUUAUUAAUCUGUGCUUGGUCUGUGCUCGUGUAAUUACAUUUUUUGAGGUUAUGUGUAAUUGAAGAAAUACUGUUAUUUUAAUAAUUUAUAAUGACUGAUUUUGUCCUUAACGAUAGUGAUACAGAGGAGGUGGAUUCAGAUGAGGAGUUACAAGAGGCUUUUGCUAAAGGUUUGUUGAAACCAGGGCUGAACGAAGAGGUGGAAAAAGUUGAAAAACAUUACAUUAACAAUGUGGCGGAUUUGAAAACUAAAUUAAAAGAAUUCAAGUUAAAAUUACCAUGGCUCGAAACUUUGGAUUUGGUCACUGCUGUUGCUCCCAUGGCACCCGAUGUGGCAAUGCAGAUACAAGAAACAGCUCAGCGGAGGAAGAAUAUCAAAGAAAACAGCAAGGGCCUCAAAGAAUAUAAUCCAGCUGAGGACCCAGUACUUAAUGAGUUUAAACGAGAAAAUCUGAUUCAUCGCCAAGCUCAAGCAGCAGUUAUAGAAGGUAUAAAAAGGCUAAAAGAACUUAGUAUUCCCACUAGAAGGCCUGACGACUAUUUUGCAGAGAUGGCUAAAACUGAUGAGCACAUGCAAAAAGUACGUAAAAACUUGAUGGCGAAGCAAGCAGCACAAGCUAGAACAGAAAAAGUCAGACAACUAAGAGAACAGAAGAAGAUUUCAAAAAGAGUUCAAAUUGAUGCCAAAUUAAAGCAACAAGCAGAGAAGAAGCACAUGUUAGAACAACUGAAAAGAGUUAGGAAGGGUAAGUCAGCUGAUUUAGAUUUCUUGGAAGAUAAUAAAGGUAAAAAUGCUAAAGGAAAAGGUCUUCAAAACAACAAAGUGUCUAAAAAACGAGCUAGUAAAGAUAAAAAGUUUGGUUUUGGAGGAAAAAAGAAAGGAUCCAAAUUAAAUACUAGAGAAUCAAGUAAUGAGAUGGAUGGAUUUAAUAGUUCUGCUAAAAAGAAGCCAUUUAACUUUAAGACAAAAAAUUUCAAACCUAACAAUAAGAAGAAGAACCAGAGGCCUGGAAAAUCAAAAAGGAAAAAUGCUAAAAGAUAAAUUUUAUUAGGAUUACAAAAUAAAUCUUAAGUUUAAUCUUUGUUUUAUUAUCCUUAAGUAAGAAAAAAGUAUUUUGUUAUUUGUUAGUCUGGUUAUACCAUGUUUUUUCUACAGUGCUCUGGUUUGUCAAAUUGAUAACUGUUUGUUGUGUUUAAAAUACUCGGACAUGACGAGACGACGUAAAGAUCAUUAUGCUAUGCACAAUUUCGUAAAAAAAUCGCUUCUAUUCCAUUCAGUCAAUGACUUAUAAUAAGACCCACCAACAGUAUUUCAUUUUAAAAUGGUAGAAGUAGUCCCCCCCCCCCCCCCCCAAACAGCCGCCAAUAGAGCGCACUAAAGUAGUCUCUCACUCUCAUGCACAAAACAGGCUACAUCUCUGUUUACCCUCCACGUGUCAACGAUGUCAGCAACUGUCAAAAUACCUAAUCACCAAAUAGUUGUUCAUUAAGUUUUAUAUAAACUGCAUAUAAUAACAAAUGAAAUGACAUGUUUUUCAUGUCUCUAAUAUUUACUGUGUAAUUUGUGUACUGACUAAUAAAAGUACUGCACAUGAAAAGUCCUCCGAACAACCUAAGGCUCUGAAAGAUCAGACCGUACAUAAGUACGGGGCUGUCCAAAAAACAAAUUGAUAUCAUGUGACUAGACGCAGCAACGGGUGUGUUGAGUCCGUGACAAGGCUUUCAUUUUUUUCACGAUUCAGGGACUUUUGUUCUCCGCAGACAGUAGUCUCGGCCAUAAUGGUGUCUUGAACAUUAAAUUGAAAUAAUGCCCUAUAUUAUUUAAGGCAACUACGCGAUCAUCCAAUGUAGGUACUUUUAGGACAGAGUUUAAAGCCACGAUUUUGCUUGUGACGUUGAAUCUUAGGUUUUUGGUAUUCAUACUAAUAAUAUAAAUGCGAAGAUGCGUCUGUCUUUUACCUCUUCACGUUUAAACCGCUUUAGAUGGAAUUUGGUGCAGAGAUAGUUUGAGUCUUGGGAAAGGAAAUAGCAUAGUUUUUAUCCUAGAAAUCCCCCUUUGAGGGGGUGAAAGUGUGUAUGGGAAAUAACGAUAUUUAAAUACCCUAGAUACACCACGUGCACUCAAAAUGUGUCCCAAUCAAGAACUGCUUGAACACCAGUCAAGCACUUCGUUUCAUUAAAAAAAAAAAUUCAACGUUUGUUAAUUUAACGCUUUUGAAGCAAAUUUUGUUCUAAUACUUACUAUAAACUGUUUUAUAAGAAAAUAUUUGUGAUAUUCAUGCAUGGUCGGGUAAUAUAGCCGUUUUCCUCGCGGUCCGUACCUGCUAUAUUGCUAACAGCGCAUCCAGAAUUGCACGUAGAAACAAAAAAAAAAAAAAAAGCUCUAUAUUCUUCCGCAUAUAGCAAUUAAUCGUAAAAUUUUACAAGCUUGCAUUUUGAACUGUCAUAACUCUGACGCAUGCGUUUUAAUUAAGACUAUAUACAGUAUGCAUUAAAGGUGACAUUAAAUGUUCAAAUAUUGCCUCAUAUUGUUUUUGACUAUGCGAUUAUUUUAUAAAGCUCCGUGGAUCGUCCAAUGUACCUUUUGGACAGGUUUUGGGCACGAUUUUGUUCGUUUUGGUGUAUCUAGGGUAUUUAAUAUCGUUGAUCGGAAACCAUUUUUUUUCACGCAGAUGGAGUCGCGGUUUGUCUACAAAACGUUUCUUAUCUAGGGAAAGAAAUAAUUAUCGUUAACAUUUUAGACAGGAAAGAAAACGACGGUUCGUUUAUUGCAAAAAGUUUAUAUUGUCUAGCACUUGCGGCCUUUUCCCUUUUUUUUCUUCUGCUGCUGCUUACGCUGCCACGCCCUCUUCUGCUGCUUGGGCUCGACACGCGGACUUGGCCGCGGUGGGCGGUUGCUGCUGGCCCUAUACUCUUUUUGGCUACGCGAUCAUUCAACCAAGUUUUAAAAUCUAUUAACUCCAGGAAUAAGAUUUUUCAUACAAACUUAUGCAGUCAAUAAUGGUGACGAAUACUGAAUUGAAAUAAUGGCCCUUUAUUCUUUUAGGCUCCGCGAUCAUUAGGAGAGUUUUUAGCAACGAUUCUGCUCGUGAUGUUGAAUCCAAGGUUGUUGUAAAGUUGAUAUGUCAACAAAACGAUAUUUAUUAUAUUUAUACGUGCUUACUUAGGGAAUGAAAUAUUUAUUACAGCGUAUUUACUUAAGUUUUUUCUAGAAUCCCACAAGAACAUGGCAUAUUUCCGGGAUAAAAAAUAUCCUGUCUCAAUCCGGGCUGUAAACUAUACGCGCUCCAAAUUUCAUCUAAAUACCUACGUUCAGUGGUUUUUAACAAACAUACAAACUUUCACAUCACAAUAUCAGUAGGAUUAACAUUUUUGACGGAAAAUAAAACUACGAUUAGUAUAUUAGAAAAAGGUUUUAUUGUCUACCACUUGCGACCUUUCCCCUUUUUCUUCUGCUGCUGCUUGCGCUGCCACGCGCUCUCCUGCUGCUUGGGCUCGACGCGCGGACUCUUAGCCGCUGUGGCCGCGGCGGCGGUAGGCUGCUGUUUGCUCAUGUCGCUAUGAAGGAAAACGCAGUGUGAGUAAAACAAUAGCAAAACGAUAUGUAAGAAAAUAGUUAAAAGAAACAACUGUUUCGUCAAGAGAAAGUUCAAACGAACAACUGUCUCGUCGUCCACCAUUUUGAAUAACUUUCAAAAUGGCGUUCUGAUUAUAAAAGUCCCGCUGUGGCCUCGGCGGUGGUAGGCUGCUGCCUGCUCAUGUCGCUAUGAAGGAAAAUGCAGUGUAAGUAAAACAAUAGCGAAACGUAAUGUAAGAAAAGAGUUAAAAGAAACAACUGUUCCGUCAGGAGAAAGUUCAAAUAAACAGCUGUUUCGUCAUCCGCCAUUUUGUACUUAUAACUUUAAAAAUUACGUCGUCUGAAUCAGUCUUGCUGUGUAUUAACAAUAUCGAUUUAAUAUUGACUGACUAUUGGCAGAUGGCGGAAAUGGAUGACGACUCGCCGUACGCUUGUACUUGGUUAACUAUAUCAAUCGACAUGUUAUUGUCACUUGUAUCUACAAUAUUGACUAUUGGUAGGUGGCGGUAAUGGAUGACAUCGCGCCAUACGCUUGUACUUGGUUAUCUAUAUCAAUCGACAUGUUAUUGUCACUUGUAUCUACAAUAUUGAUGCAAUAUUGACUGACUAUUGGUAGGUGGCGGUAAUGGAUGACGUCGCGCCGUACGCUCGUACUUGGUUAACUAUAUCAAUCUAUAUGUUAAAGUGACUAGUAUAAACAAUAUUGACUGACUAUUGGUCGGUGGCGAUAAUGGAUGACAUCACGCCGUACGCUUGUACUUGGUUAACUAUAUCAAUAUUAUAUUAAAGUGACUAGUAUCUACAAUAUUGAUGCAAUAUUGACUGACUAUUGAUCGGUGGCUGUGGUAGACAUGCCCUGGCUGCCCUUGAUAACGUCACGCCGCACGCCGCGCCGCUUCCUGUACGCCGUACGCUCGUAUUUGGGUAGCCAUCUGUGGACAAAAUACUUUGAUUACACUUGGAAAAUACUACAUUUAUGAAUUUCAUAUUUAAGAUUCGAAAGCUUAAUAAAAAAUAUUGAUCUUGCGCGUAUGGCUUAAUGGGAAAGGAAACUGCCAAUUAAUCCUGCCAGAGGAGCAAGGAACAGAACCCUUAGUACGAGUUUGCGCUCACGAAAACUAUCAUAAUUUUCGUAAUUGUAAAUUAUGUUUGUAAUUGUAUGUUCAUUUUGGUGAAAAGUUACCAAAUUUAAGAAGACGCAAAUGAUUUAAUGAUAGAAUUUAAACAUUGUUUAUUUGUAUUGAAACGAAAACAAUAAAAUCAGUAGAUACCCUUAGUACGAGUUCGAGCUUACGAAAACUAUCAUAGUUUUCGUUAUUGUAAAUCGUACAAAGGGUGUACAGGUAUCGAAUGACCUAUUUAUAACAACAAUUCAAGACGUUUGUCAAAGUUACAAGGAAAACUGACAAACACCGAUAGAGGUGGGCUGCAUUCCAAACCCAAGCUGUAGGUGCAACAAAUGUCAAAUAAGACAUAAGUUUCAUACAUUUUCUGACUAAAAUGAAAUAUCAUCGUCAGGGUAAAAAGUUGUACUCAGAGCGUAGGUUUAGAACGCUGACUUAAAGUGACAGAUUUCUUGUUAUCGGACAGCCUAAUAUACACUGUCACUCUCGCAAAUAAUACGGUAUCGCUCAGCAUAAAGCUAAAUAAAAAUUGUUUGUACAAUUAAUAAACACCAAAGGUCGGACAAUCUAAUAUUCACAAUAUCACUCUCGCAAUUAAGACGGAAUCGCUCAGCAUAAAAUCUAUUCUGUCUGCCGUUUAGGCGACCAGUCCCUCUAGCAUGAUCAACUGUCAGACUACUGUCAAUCUCCACUGUAGUCUGACAGUUACUGCCGAUAUAUCGCUUUAUCAUAUCCCGUUUCGGUGGUCAUGCUAGAGGGGCAGAGCGUGCCAAUUAAAUCAAUAAUUAAAGGCAAACACUUCAAAAACAUAACCCUCCUUCCGGCACAGUCAGGUAAACAAGUUUUGAUUUAAAAAAGAUGACAAAUAGCAGAAAAUUAAAAGCAGUGUCAAUGAAAUCGACAUCAUAAUGGCAAUCACUCUCUCGAGGAACUCAAAGGCGCAAGUGGUUAAUCGUGUUCAGCUGCGAUCAUUGAAGUUAGCAUCUUUCGCAUUGGAUGGGUGACCAAAUUUUGCAUCGCGAGCUCCUCCAUGUUACGGAAGGCACGUUAAGCCGUUGGUCCCAAAAAUCCGCACUGGGCCUACGUGGUCGGUCAAGGGCCAAUCUCCCUUUUCCAUCCUUAGGGAAGACCUGACCCCAGUAGUGAGUAUUUAUAGGCUGAUGACGAAUUACCUCUCUGGAUCCGGUGGUUUGGACAGAUCAGCAUUGGGUGGUAACUUAGUUUUGCGUUUGCGUCUUGUAUUCUUCUUUGUGCCGAGUUCAGAGCCAGGGGUACUGCAAUAACAGAACAGUUGAAUAAACAAGGCAAUAAUUUAUUAUGAUUGCUUGAAAAAAGCAUGUGCGAAUAAAAAAUGUGUAUGAACAGAAGACUAAAUAAAAAUCUCCAGAAUCGAACUGGCUAGUUUUUUAAGUUUCUAUGGUAAAUUGUGGUCACCAAAAUAGCGUUUCUACAUAAUUAAUAGGGAAUAUGCAUGUUACUCAAAUAAGCCUCAUUUUAUUGAUGUGUAACAUCUUUCCUCUCGCUUUCCUGCAAUUUGUGGGAGUUAUUUCGUGAAAUGGGACGGAAGUGUGUAACAGGAAGUCGCGAAAGCGCGCGCUAUUUGAUUUGAUUUUAGAACAUAAUGUUCAAAUGGCUUAUUCCUUUUGUAGUAGGUUUUAAUUCUUUUUUUACUAAUAUAAGGUGAGGUUUCAAAUGUAACACAUCAUACGCGACAACUGUAAGGCUCGCUCGUUUUUUUAAUUAUAAACUCUAUUACAUUUAAGUUAUCCCUCCAUCAAUAUUUGUUCAAUUUCUUUUCGAGCAAGAAAUUAAUAAAAGUGCGAAAAACUUUUGGGAAAUUCAAAUUAUUUCAAACGCGACGAGAGCGGUUGUGACGUCAAAAAUAUAUCUAAAAACAAACAAAGGUGAUGUUCACAGGAUAUGCCAAUGUCAACGAGAUUAAAGUGCGAGUGCGUUCCACCAUGACACCCAAUUUUUCACUAUGACAUUUAAAGGAGAAUAGCAGACUUCCAGUGGCGCACAUAUUUUUUGCGUAUCGUUUUUUAUACAGAUUUUGUUGCUUUGAUGCAGUGUAAACAAAUACUAAUUAUGGUUCUUAUUUACGAGUUGGAUUUAAAGUGUUAAUAAUCUAUACAUAACCUCAAAAUCAUAAAACACCCUAGUUAGUUAUUACUAGCAAACCAGUGAACCAAAUGUUCACCAAAAAAAAAAAAAAUAUUUAAUUAAUUGAGAACUUCGGAGAUUUUGUGUGGUUUCGUUUGAAAUAGAAAUCACGUGAUUUCUCGAAAACCGGAAGUGCUACGUUACUCAUAUCCGGUUUGUAGUCUUAUCAGACUAUUCUUAACUUAUAACUUAAACAUUCUCUAUAUCUAUCUCUUACGGUUUGGCCGCUGAAACAGCACCACGGACGGACGGACGGACGGACGGACUUGUCUAAUAGAUAAGAGAUUAUACUGUUUUUAUAUUUAUAACUUUCUUUUAAAGCUUAAGAAAUAAAUAUAAAUACAUUUUCACAUAAUAUUGAUUUCUUUUUACAUAUUUAUAACGGGGGAGGUCUUUGUUUUUUAGUAUUUAUUUUAAAAUGUAUGGAAUAAAAUAUAUAAAUGUAUGGAAGGAAGGUAUGGAACGCAAAAUAUCAGUAUCUUGUAAGGUCAUUGAUCUUGUUUGUGUUUGUAGGUUUAAUUAAUAUAUUGUGACGUCACAGCCAAGCGUUCUAAAAUAGCGCGCGUUUAAAGUGCUCGUGCAAAGUGGCUAUUUUAUAGACACUACUAUUUUUUUGACGUUAAUUUUUUAAAUACUGUAUAAGGGGAUGUAAACUUCUAAAUAAAAACAAAUAAUGCAUAUUCCCUAUUAUACAUUUUUUAUAUUUUUGUUUUAAGCAUUUGAAGCUAGAUGUUUUAAAUGUAAAGGUUGUCUAUAAUGCGAAGAGAUGGCGCUGCCUUGCAGCCUAAGAAAUACUAGAAGAAAUUCGACACGGUCAUUAAGGUCGCGGUAGCAUAAUAGGUCAGUAAGUCUGCCCGGUAGCGGAUGGUGCGGGUUCGAGUCCCGUCUGCCGCCAGGACCGCGUGGAAUUCCUUCUAGUAUAAUUUUCACAAAAUGUGUUUUUCUCACCCAGGCGAUUGUUCUUGUUUGCUAACAGUUUUCUUGACCACCUUUGCCCCCAUCAUCCAUUUCGACGAUUCUAGGGCGUCUAUAUCGAUUUUUGCCUGCGAAAUACAAUUUUUUGGUUGUCAAAAUGUUACCCUUUUUUUUAAUAAUUUGGAACCCAUUCCCUUGAAAUGUAGUUAAACAUUCACAUUGUAAUAAGGUCGAUAUCUCUCAGUUUAAAUUAAAAAGGGAAGAUGGGGAUAUGCUUAAUUUACUUUAAAAAAUUAGUCUGACUCAAUUUUAUAAUUAAGUACUCUCAACUCUUAAGCCCGUCUUCCACUGCCAAAGAGGAAUGAACUAGGGAUGUCUAGCGGAGCGUUCUUCCUGUAUAUAAAAUAAGAUUGCUUUUCCAUCGAGAAAGAGUUCCGAACUAACUAGCUCAUUUUUACUCUUUUUGACCUCUUUAUCACUUUCCCUCUACUCUUUGUUCGUGGAAACAGAUGUAUGCAUUUUUUGGUAAACAGAGUCAUUAAUGGGCUUGCUCCGCUCGCGGUGUAAACCGCCCGUAAUUUAUAUAUACUCCGCUAUACAUCCCUAGUUCAUUCCUCUUUGGCGGAGUUCCGAGUUAGUUUGCAACUAGGGUUAUCAUUUGGUCUGAGUAAAGGUGGGUCACGAGGCCCGCGUGUGAUCGCAAGUGCGUGCAUGUGUGGGGUGGGGGGGAGAGCUAACGCGCGCCGGCUGCAGCGCGGUGUAAGGUAAGGAGUGUGUGCGUAUGUGUCUGCGUGCGUCCGUGCGUGUCUGCGUGCGUCGUGCGUGUCUGCGUGCGUGCGUGCCAACUUGAGUGCGUGCAUGCGUGUCAACGUAGGUGCGUGCGUGCCAACGUGAGGGCGUGCGUGUGUGCGUGCCAGCGUGCCAACAUGAGUGCGUGCGUGCGUGAGUGCCAACGUGAGCGCGUGCGUGCCAACGUGAGUGCGUGCGUGCCUGCCUGCGUGUGUGUGUGUGUGUGUGUGUGAGGGAGAAGUGUGUCACCUCGCGGUGCGUGAGGGCGGGCAGGGAGGCGGCCACGCGGCGAGGGCCUUCACGAGGCGCGCUAGAGACCGCGUGUCCUGCGGUGCCGCGCGCGCCAAAGCCUCCAGGGCUCCGGCGGCGGCGGCGGUGUCCCCGGCCCGAGCGUGCGCUUCUGCCGCGGCACGCCACACUUCGCGGAGUACGCCAAGUGCCUG